AUGGAGGGCGACGGCGAGAGCCCGUGGGCCCUGGGGCUGCUGCGCACCUUCGACGCGGGCGAAUUCGCGGGCUGGGAGAAGGUGGGCUCGGGCGGCUUCGGGCAGGUGUACAAGGUGCGCCAUGUCCACUGGAAGACCUGGCUGGCCAUCAAGUGCUCCCCGAGCCUGCACGUCGACGACAGGGAGCGCAUGGAGCUUUUGGAAGAGGCCAAGAAGAUGGAGAUGGCCAAGUUCCGCUACAUCCUGCCCGUGUACGGCAUUUGCCAAGACCCCGUCGGCCUGGUCAUGGAGUUCAUGGAGACGGGCUCCCUGGAGAAGCUGCUGGCCUCCGAGCCGCUGCCGUGGGACCUGCGCUUCCGCAUCGUGCACGAGACGGCCGUGGGCAUGAACUUCCUGCACUGCAUGUCCCCGCCGCUGCUGCACCUGGACCUCAAGCCCGCCAACAUCCUGCUGGACGCCCACUACCACGUCAAGAUCUCCGACUUUGGGCUGGCCAAGUGCAACGGGCUGUCCCACUCCCACGACCUCAGCAUGGACGGCCUUUUCGGCACCAUUGCCUACCUCCCUCCAGAGCGCAUCCGAGAGAAGAGCCGGCUCUUUGACACCAAGCACGACGUGUACAGCUUCGCCAUCGUGAUCUGGGGCGUGCUGACGCAGAAGAAGCCAUUUGCAGAUGAGAGAAACAUCCUGCACAUCAUGGUGAAGGUGGUGAAGGGCCACCGCCCGGAGCUGCCGCCCAUCUGCAGAGCCAGGCCGCGUGCCUGCAGCAACCUCCUGCGCCUCAUGCAGAGAUGCUGGCACGGGAACCCCCGCGAGCGGCCUACCUUCCAAGAAAUCACGUCUGAGACUGAGGACCUGUGUGAUAAACCCGACGAUGAGGUGAAAGAGACAACUCCGGACCUAGAUGUAAAAGACCCUCCGGAGCCUAAGACUGAGGCGCCCGUGUCCACGCCGCUCAAGCGCGCCUCGGCCCCCGCCUUCCAUGAGGACUACAGCCUGUCGGAGCUGCUGUCCCAGCUGGACUCGGGCAUCUCCCAGGCGCUCGAGGGCCCCGACGAGCUCAGCCGCAGCUCCUCCGAAUCCAAACUCCCGUCGGCCGACAGCGGCAAGCGGCUGUCGGGGGUGUCCUCGGUCGAUUCUGCCUUUUCCUCCAGAGGGUCCUUGUCCCUGUCCUUCGAGCGGGAGCCUUCCACGGGCGAUCUCGGCACGACCGACGUCCAGAAGAGGAAGCUGGCGGAUGCCAUCGUGAACGGGGACACCAGCCGGCUGAUGAAGAUCCUGCAGCCGCAGGACGUCGACCUGGUCCUGGACGGCGGCGCCAGCCUGCUGCACCUGGCCGUGGAGGCGGGGCAGGAGGAGUGCGUCAAGUGGCUCCUCCUCAACAACGCCAACCCCAACCUGACCAACAGGAAGGGCUCCACGCCCCUGCACGUGGCCGUGGAGAAGAGGGCGCGGGGCGUCGCGGAGCUCCUGCUGGCCCGCAAGAUCAGCGUCAACGCCACCGACGAGGACCAGUGGACGGCCCUGCAUUUCGCGGCGCAGAACGGGGACGAGGGCAGCACGCGGCUGCUGCUGGAGAGGAACGCCGCCAUCAACGAGGCGGACUGCGAGGGCCGCACGCCCCUGCACGUGGCCUGCCAGCACGGGCAGGAGAGCGUCGUGCGCAUCCUGCUGCGCCGCGGCGUGGACGUGGGCCUGCCGGGGAAGGACGCCUGGCUGCCGCUGCACUACGCCGCCUGGCAGGGCCACCUGCCCAUCGUCAAGCUGCUGGCCAAGCAGCCGGGGGUGAGCGUGAACGCCCAGACGCUGGACGGGAGGACGCCGCUGCACCUGGCCGCGCAGCGAGGGCACUACCGCGUGGCCCGCAUCCUCAUCGACCUGCGCUCCGACGUCAGCCUCUGCAGCCUGCUCGAGCAGACGCCCCUGCACGUCGCCGCAGAGACGGGGCACACGAGCACCGCCAGGCUGCUGCUGCACCGCGGGGCCAGCAGGGAGGCGGUCACCUCCGAGGGCUGCACCGCCCUGCACCUGGCCGCCCGGAACGGGCACCUGGCGACCGUCAAGCUGCUGCUGGAGGAGAAGGCCGACGUGCUGGCCCGGGGGCCCCGGAACCAGACGGCCCUGCACCUGGCGGCCGCCGGCGGGCACUCGGAGGUGGUGGAGGAGCUGGUCAGCGCCGACGUGCUCAACCUGUCCGAUGAGCAGGGCCUCAGCGCGCUGCACCUGGCCGCCCGCGGCAGGCACGCCAAGACGGUGGAGACGCUGCUCAAGCACGGGGCCCACGUCAACCUGCAGAGCCUCAAGUUCCAGGGCGGCCACAGCCCCGCCGCCACGCUGCUCCGGCGGAGCAAGACCUAGCUUGCUGCCCUGAGCCCGGUGCCCCGUGCAGGGUUCCCGUCCCGUUGUGUUCUGCAGCGGGGCAGAAGGACGCUCCCCUCGCUGGCGGCCUGGCGGCACGUGGACUGAACAGGCCAUUAGGAGGCUGCGACUCCUGAUGGGUGCCAGGCGUCGGCGUGGGCGGGCUACCCUCCAAACGAAGGUGGUUGGAGGUGCUGAUCCAUCCGCCCGUCGGUGCGCCCGAUGUGGGAGGGACGACGGGUUGAAAUCGUUUCGUGGUACGCCUGCUCCUGGGGUCCAUUCCUUGGUGACAGUCCUGGGUGCCGCCGAGCCCACCCGUCCUGAGUAGAGCCCCUGGAGCUCGCCGGCCUGAGGACGCAGGGACAAGGCCGCUGGGCCUUCCGUCUUCAUUUGCAGCGGCCGGCGAGGCAGUCGGUCUCGGAAUGUUUCAGUGGACAGCUUGUCGUCGCUAGAUGAGCACAGCGUCGAGUGUUGCCUUAACGCUCUUCAAAAAUGACCCUGUCAUCGAGCAGUCUCUCUGCGAGCGCGGUGUGUGACGGAGCGAGGCCGGCUUUUAAAAGCACGGUAACCGUGCGGCCUCUGACGUGCUCAGAGCGUCCCCAGCCGGUCCCCUCGGCGACCGCGCCUCCUGGCCGUCCUGAUCGCUCCCAUUCAUUUCUCAUUGCAUAAAAUGCGUUUUAAACUCUAGAGCCAAAUACACAAGAGUCGUUUAAAAAUUCACUUGUAACCUCAGUUUUGGACUCAGAACAGUAUUACCUAGGUAGAUGGACCACCUAACUCGUCGGCUUCUUUCCAGCUCUUUCUUGGAAAGGUGGCCGUGUGUGCAGAGUGCUGCUGUCUGGGGGUCCCAGAGUGGCUUUCUGACCUGCUUUACAAACCUCCGAACUGUGUGACCCCCCAAGGCGGCCCUAGGAGACCACCGCACGCUCUUGGCUAUAAAAGAUGGGGUUGUCUGGCCGUCUUUGUCAUGUGUGUGCCAUGUGGUGCCCCCCAGUACUGUUGUUCGAGUGGAUUUGCUGCAGGAGGUGGUCCUGUUUGCAAACAUGCCUGUGUUGUAUGACACUGAGAUUGAUAUUAAUAUACCAUGUAUGUUAAUGUGAAUCUGUGGGCUGGAUACUUCUUUUCUAUGACAGGAAAUGUCCAGACUGCUUAGAACUGGCUAUGUUUUAAUAUGCCUCAUGCUUUUACCGUGCUAUGGCGUGCUGCUGUUGUGUGGAGCACGCGGAAGACGAACGCUCUGUCCGAUGUAAAUAAAGUUCCCUUCUACUUUUCUGA
This is a messenger RNA of Miniopterus natalensis, 3633 nucleotides long. RefSeq names its product receptor interacting serine/threonine kinase 4 (gene RIPK4). Gene Ontology annotation, molecular function: ATP binding; protein binding; protein kinase activity. NCBI's taxonomy places the organism in Eukaryota, Metazoa, Chordata, Mammalia, Chiroptera, Miniopteridae. Gene Ontology annotation, biological process: protein phosphorylation. Gene Ontology annotation, cellular component: cytoplasm. The record is from RefSeq and is a predicted model, not a curated record.